AUGGCCUCCUUCGACACAAAUGUUGAUCAUGGUGAGACACGAGCAAUGGAGAUCAAUGCAAUUGGGUGGGUCUUCACCGGAAUUUCAAUCGCAGCCGUUUCCUUGAAGCUAUUCGCUCGGAUUGAUAGCAAACGGUUCGGCUGGGAUGAUUUUUUUAUUGUUCUCUCGCUGGCUCUCAGUGUCAUUGCCACGGCAUUCGUUUCAUACUCGGUCACUCUUGGUCUAGGCCGGCACACUGCGACUGUAGUUUCCGAAUAUGGCAUUGAGAGAUAUGAACAAUCAGCCUACUGGCAGAUUAUUGCAUAUCCUUUCAACAUUGUCGGGUACUAA
Penicillium coprophilum is the source of this 330-nucleotide messenger RNA. RefSeq lists its product as uncharacterized. Lineage: Eukaryota; Fungi; Ascomycota; Eurotiomycetes; Eurotiales; Aspergillaceae. The transcript is spliced from 3 exons. Bases 1 to 330 code for a protein of 109 amino acids. The record is from RefSeq and is a predicted model, not a curated record.